CCAAAGACACAAACAGGAUGCAGACACAAAUAGUGACGUUUGGCUUGGGUGGAUCCAUGGUACCUUCAGCGCAGCCAUGGAGACUCAGGCCACGCAACUGGGAACAGAAGGGAGAUUCCCAGCUUUCCCUGCAAGGCAGCUUUCCUUAUGCAGAGUACAAAAGCUUUACUGUACAAUAAAUGACAAAGCGUCUGUGUGGGACAGACUGGUGCUGAGCUGUACAACUGUGGAUUCACACUCUGAAAACCUGCAGCUGUGUGUAUAAACUUCUGUGAGCUCUACCCGUAAACCUGCAGUGAGGGAUCACAGCGAGGGAUCGUGGCCCCUCCGAGACCCCUUGGGCUGCGACAAGAGCCUGCUGACGGCAACGAAGACAAUGAAUGACUGGGCCCCCAUAGCAAAGGAGUAUGACCCCCUCAAAGCAGGGAGCAUCGAUGGCACGGAUGAAGAGCCCCAUGACCGUGCCAUAUGGAGGGCUAUGCUGGCACGUUAUGUACCCAACAAGGGAGUUACGGGAGAUCCUCACCUCACCCUGUUUGUAGCAAGGCUCAAUCUUCAGACAACAGAAGAGAAGUUAAAGGAGGUCUUUUCCCGGUAUGGAGACAUCAGAAAGAUCCGUCUGGUUCGAGAUUUGGUCACAGGAUUUUCCAAGGGUUAUGCGUUUAUUGAGUACAAAGAGGAACGUGCUCUGUUGAAGGCCCACAGAGAUGCCAACAGGCUCGUUAUCGAUCAACACGAGAUCUUUGUGGACUUUGAACUGGAAAGAACUCUCAAAGGAUGGAUUCCUCGGAGGCUUGGAGGUGGGUUUGGAGGCAAAAAAGAAUCCGGACAGCUACGGUUCGGAGGACGGGACAGACCUUUCCGAAAGCCCAUCAAUUUGCCAAAUGUGAAAAAUGAUUUCUAUGGAGAAGGCUCAGCAGAGAAAAGAAAUUGGUCUCGAGAGGGAACAAGGGACUGGAGAACAAGGGACCGAGACCAUGAAAGGAGCAGAGAAAAGAGAUGGCCAGAAAGGGAGCGGUCGUGGGCUUGGGGUGAAAGUGAGAGAGAUAGGGACUCCAAAGAGGAGAGGAGCAGAGGAAGAGACAGGAAGGACAGAGACAGGAAAGACCGAGAGAGAGACCGAAGCAGAGAGAGAGAUACCAAGAAGCAAAGAGAUGAUGAUAAGCAUCGAUAGCUGACAGCACCACGUCUUACGGGAACAAUGGGGGUAUGGUGACUACUUUUAUCAUCCCCUAGAAUAGUGUGAGCCAAGUCCUACUGCCCUUACUGCUGGCUGGGACCUGCCUCUGCUAUCCUGGUAAAUGAACUGGCAUGGAGGAGGUGAUGCGGCAGGUUCUGGUCUCCGCAGCCUCUGGAUAAAGCUGCUGCACCUUCUGGAGGACACGGACAUGAUUCAGUUGCAGGUGUCACCGUCAGCUUGGGGCUGUGCGCUGCGUUCCCUGAACCAGCAGUGGUCGUGUUACUGGCUUAUGCCUAUGACUUUCACCUGCUAGCAGCUCUCUGUAAUUUGGUUCCUAGUGCAGUUAAGACACCUUUUGUUGAAUUGUUCUUCAGAGAAAUUAAACUUUCCUAUUAAUAAUUUGA
Molecule: messenger RNA, 1584 nt
Organism: Oxyura jamaicensis (ruddy duck)
Lineage: Eukaryota; Metazoa; Chordata; Aves; Anseriformes; Anatidae
Gene: SNRNP35
Product: small nuclear ribonucleoprotein U11/U12 subunit 35
Exons: 3
Coding region: 377-1174 (265 amino acids)
Biological process (GO): mRNA splicing, via spliceosome
Cellular component (GO): precatalytic spliceosome; U12-type spliceosomal complex
Molecular function (GO): mRNA binding; snRNA binding
Source: RefSeq, a predicted model, not a curated record